AUGGCCAGUAUUACCCUGGCAAACAUGCGAUCGGGGGUAUUACUGCAUAAACUCAUUCUAGUCGAGCUUAUCCUAGCGGCACCGAAUGGCUUCUUUACCUUCUUUAACCCCCCAAUCUGGGGCUGGUAUCUCUCUUCGACUGCUGUCCUCCUUAUCGCAUCCUGGACAUUGCAUAAUGUCAUCUCCUGGAUGAAGAACAAGCCCUUCUUACAGCCAAGGGGUAGCUUGAUAUAUAUCAGCACGAUAGUUCUUGUCCAACCGUACUGGGUGCUCGAACUCUAUGCGAACUUUACAUAUUUUAACAACAUAAACCACCGUAUUUUCGUGUCUAGCAGGCCAUUGGAAGCUCUAUGCCGCGACCCAUGGUGGAUCUUCACCACGGCGAACCUCUUCUGGAACAUCAAAUACCGCUACGAGUUCGGUCUGAUCGAGAUUAUCCGCGUCUCGCCCCGUUUCGGCAUUUUGCUCUUCAGCAUGUGUCUCAGCCUCCUCUUUAUCGCUCUGGACCUUCUUGCCGUGACACCAGUGCUAGGGCUCGGCGGCAUCAAUCCCUUCUGGAAGUUUGCGUCCGUGUUCAAGUGCUUGACCGAUACAAUCAUACUCGACGACUUCAAGACGGCCCUGGAUAAGCUUAGCCGCCAUAAAAUGAAUCAGAUCUACCAACUCCCCUUUAGUAACUCGGGGAUUGGAGUACCUGUUGACUGGGCUGAUAUGAACGGGAGAGGAGCUGUUCGGGCGUCUUGCCAGGGAAGUGAUGAUAUGGUGACAGUUCGGCAGGUUGAGAGAGUUCCUGAUAAUGCAUGCCUGAGCAUAUCAACUGCAGACGGUAUUCCUUCGCCGCUACCUCUUGCAUUCAUGCGGGGUGAUAAGGGCUAUAUGAAACGGGAGUGA
Messenger RNA from Fusarium falciforme, 891 nucleotides. RefSeq lists its product as hypothetical. The transcript is spliced from 3 exons. The coding region runs from base 1 to 891 and encodes 296 amino acids. NCBI's taxonomy places the organism in Eukaryota, Fungi, Ascomycota, Sordariomycetes, Hypocreales, Nectriaceae. The record is from RefSeq and is a predicted model, not a curated record.